AUGGGAGAGAAUGGAAGUGUUAAUGCAGCAGGAAUGCACACAGCUAUGAACGCUGUGCAAGCACUUGGGAGAGGGUUUGAUGUGAACUAUGAUACAAGGUUGUUGUAUUGUAAAGGAGUUGCUGGGUCUAAAGUGGUGGAGAUUGAUCAGGAACAUAGUAGAGAUCUUUUGUUGUACGGUGGGAUUGUAUUGCCUAAUGUUUCCAGGGACAUCAAGAACUCUUUGGACCCAAUUGGACGCCAGAGUUCAGGUGUUUGCACUUUUCACGAGAUGGUGGAGUACUUUAAUCAAAAGGCUAAUCUAUCAGGAGGUCUUCCUCUAGGUAGCUUCAAUUCUGCGUUUAGUUUUACUGGGUCAAAGCAUAUCGAUGCUGCAUCUACAAAGACCCUCUCGACGGAUGGAUAUUAUAUCCCUCUAGCCAAGGUCCAGCUUAUGAGAUCCCCCUUAGUGUUGCAUGACAAUGUUAAACGGGCUGUGCCAGCCUGUUGGGAUCCUCCAUCCUUGGCGAGCUUCAUUGAAAAUUUUGGGACGCAUGUCAUAACUUCUGUAACUAUUGGUGGUAAGGAUAUGAUAUAUGUUAAACAACACCACUCAUCGCCUUUGUCAACCCUGGAGAUUAAACACUACGUACAGGAUAUUGGAAACCAGAGGUUCUCUGACACAGAGAGUCAUACAAGUUCGGGUCCAAUGAAACUCAAGGAUAAGGUUGGUGAUUCAGGCAUAUUUAACAGCCAAGGGAUAUACCCUCAGCCAACUAGUGCACCAUAUCUUACUGGAAAAGAAGAUGUUACAGUCAUUUUCCGCAGGAGGGGAGGAGAUGAUUUGGAGCAAAAUCAUAUCCGAUGGGCGAGAACUGUACAGUCAUCUCCAGAUGUCAUUGAGAUGGAAUUUGUUCCUAUCACAGAUCUCCUUGUUGGGGCACCUGGAAAGGAGCAUCUGAGUCGUGCAAUUGCUCUAUAUCUUGAAUAUAAACCUCAGAUAGAAGAGCUGAGAUAUUUUCUGGAGUUCCAGAUUCCUCGAAUUUGGGCACCUGUACAGGAAAACAUUCCAGGCCGCCAAAGAAAGGAACCUGUUUGCCCAUCUUUACAGUUCAGCAUGAUGGGGCAAAAGCUUUAUGUCAGUCAGGAGCAGAUAUCAGUAGGGCGCAAGCCUGUCACAGGUUUGCGAUUAUGUCUGGAAGGAGCCAAGCAAAAUCGCCUGCGUAUCAAUCUUCAACACUUAGCAUCUCUUCCAAAAAUCCUUCUGCCAUACUGGGACACUCAUGUUGCAAUUGGUGCUCCCAAGUGGCAGGGACCUGAGGAGCAGGAUAGCCGAUGGUUUGAACCAGUGAAAUGGAAGAAUUUCUCUCAUGUGAGCACUGCUCCAGUUGAGAAUCCCGAAACCUUUAUUGGUGACCAAUCUGGUGCCUUCAUUGUCACUGGGGCUCAACUUGGAGUGUGGGAUUUUGGUUCAAGAAAUGUCUUACACAUGAAACUUUUGUAUUCUAGGCUACCGUGCUGCACAAUACGAAGAUCCUUGUGGGACCACAUGCCAAAUGACAAGUCAAAGAAAGUCCCUGCUGUAAAUAAUACUAACUCUGGUGACUCAAGUUCAGCCGCAAGAGGAAAUGUGGUUGGGAACAAGUUGGCAAAGUUUGUUGAUAUGUCCGAGAUGAGCAAAGGGCCGCAAGAUCCCCCAGGACAUUGGCUAGUUACAGGUGGAAAGCUUGGUGUAGAGAAAGGCAGAAUAGUUUUGAGGGUGAAAUACUCCUUACUGAAUUUUUGA
Messenger RNA from Dovyalis caffra, 1764 nucleotides. The record is from the annotation of a GenBank genome assembly. Lineage: Eukaryota; Viridiplantae; Streptophyta; Magnoliopsida; Malpighiales; Salicaceae.